AUGGUGACUAUCAAACUAAGCGCAGAGUGUAAGCUUCAUGAAAAUAAUAAAAUAAUAGAAAAAUCAGUGGUGCAUGAAAUGACUAACUUAUUUUCUUAAUUUGAUGCUUCUUUUUCAUUACAAUCUAUUUCUAAGCAACUCCAACGAUAAAAAUCUGACAGCAUUCCACUUGCUAAAGCUUAGUCGAUUAAUAUUAAUAAGGUCAUGCUGGCGUUGCAUAGCAACCCUCUCAGAGCGUACUGGACGUAACCUAAUUAUUAUUCAUGACCCAGGUCUUUAUAAGCAUCCACCUACUAUAGCGUCUAGCUCGCAGCCAAUCAGGUAGGUAUUCCGGACAAACGUCACGUCGCGUAAUCAAUAUUCAUGAGCCAAUCCUGGAUGCAGCUGUGCAGAGCUCCUUGCAUCCCGUUGGCUGCAUCCUCCGUCAAUAACGAUGCGCUCGGUUCAGGAAUGGAGGUCUCUCUUCUAACAGCUGUACGGUGUGUCAGUGCUGGUGUUUAGUGAUUUAAGAGAUCAGAAACAAACAGAGGAUUAAUCCAAACAUGUACGGUUUUGUGAACCACGCACUGGAACUUCUGGUGCUGAGAAACUACGGUCCAGAUGUGUGGGAGGACAUCAAGAGAGAGGCUCAGGUUGAUGUAGAAGGACAGUUUCUGGUCAGAAUUAUCUACGAAGAUGCAAAAACAUACGACCUUGUGGCUGCUGCAAGCAAAGUACUAAAAAUAGAUGCUGGAGGCAUCUUGCAAAUGUUUGGGAAAAUGUUCUUUGAGUUCUGUCAGGAAUCUGUGUGUUAUGAUAUUAUCCUAGUGGUGGUAUCAGCUUGUUCUCUCCUUCAGAAUCUGGACGCAUUGCAUGACCAUCUGGGCACCAUCUACCCCGGCAUGCGCGCUCCGUCCUUCCGCUGCACGGACGCGGAGAAAGGGAACAACCUCAUUCUGCACUAUUACUCUGAUUGAUAUGGGUGUUAGGGUCUUCGUUAUUUGGUUAUUGGAUGGUUGAGCAGGGUUGCGCAGCAGAUUCAUGGAACUGAGAUUGAGAUGAAGGUCAUUCAGCAGAAGAGUGAAGAAUGUGAUCACAUUAAGUUCUUGAUUGAGGAGAAGGACUCGGAGGAGGAGGCGUUUUAUGAAGACCUGGAUGGUUUCGAGGAGAACGGGACUCAAGAGACGCGGAUCAGUCCGUAUACCUUCUGCAAGGCUUUCCCGUUCCACCUGAUGUUCGACAGGGAGCUGAUGCUCACACAGUGUGGCAAUGCCAUCUUCAGAGUUCUGCCGCAGCUGCAGCCUGGCGUCUGUAACCUGUCCUCGGUGUUUUCUCUGGUGCGGCCGCACAUAGACUUCAGUUUCCAUGGUAUCCUGUCUCACAUCAACACCGUCUUUGUGCUGCGGAGUAAGGAGGGUCUGUUGAACGUAGAGACUGCGGAGAGUGAAGAUGAACUCACAGGAACAGAGAUCAGCUGUCUCAGACUGAAGGGCCAGAUGAUCUCACUUCCUGAGACGGAGAACAUCCUUUUCCUGUGCUCACCAAGUGUUAUGAAUCUGGAUGACCUGACGAGGAGAGGUCUGUACCUGAGUGACAUUCCCCUUCAUGACGCCACCCGUGACCUUGUGUUACUGGGAGAGCAGUUUCGUUUGGAGUAGUAUGAGGUGGGGGAUGGGGUUGAUGUCCUGACAUAUGAUGUGCACAGGAUACGAUCCGUGGAGUGUGGGAAGAAGAAGACAGACAGAUUGCUGUAUUCGGUUCUACCUCCGUCUGUCGCCAAUGAACUUCGGCACAAGCGGCCCGUGCCUGCGAAACGGUACGACAACGUGACCAUCCUUUUCAGCGGCAUCGUGGGGUUCAAUGCGUUCUGCAGCAAACACGCAUCAGCAGAGGGAGCCAUUAAAAUCGUCAAUCUGCUCAAUGACAUCUACACCAGAUUUGACAUUCUCACGGAUUCUCGGAAGAAUCCUUAUGUGUAUAAGGUGGAGACUGUUGGUGAUAAGUACAUGACCGUGAGUGGUCUUCCGGAGCCCUGCACCCAUCAUGCAAAAUCCAUCUGUCACCUGGCCCUGGACAUGAUGGAGAUCGCUGGACAGGUGAAAGUAGACGAGGAUCCUGUGCAGAUCACCAUUGGAAUCCACACAGGAGAGGUGGUCACAGGGGUCAUAGGUCAGAGAAUGCCCCGUUACUGCCUGUUUGGAAACACCGUCAACCUGACAAGUCGUACAGAGACCACAGGAGAGAAGGGAAAGAUAAAUGUGUCAGAGUACACAUACAGGUGUUUGCAGUCGGUGGAAAACGCUGAUCCUCAGUUUCAUUUGGAGCACAGAGGACCUGUAACCAUGAAAGGAAAAAAAGAGCCAAUGAAAGUGUGGUUUCUCUCACGUAAGACCUAACGGACGCACCGUCUGCCGUUUUUAGUGUGUCAGUGCGCUAAUGUGUGUUCUUUCUGAAAUCUAUGAAUAGGAACAUACUUUGCUUUCUUCAUCCAGAUCUUUUUAUUCUUCCCCUCUCAAAUUAAGAAGGUUCUUUAGUGACCCGUGCAUUUCAAGUGCCAAUUAUCUCUGAAUCACAGAUAAUGACAGAACAGGGGGAAAGGGUAUUACGGAGCUGAUGGGAAACAAGCUCUACACAUUUCACACAGAAAUAUGGAAAUGACCGUCCAUUUGAUAUUAACGAUACUACUCUUGAGUGCCAACUAUUGAACUGAUUUAAUACAGAAAGAGAACAUCUGAAUAAAUACUACUGGAACAUGAUACUCUAUGCAACAUGCAGAUGUGCUCAUCAAGUGUUUAUUUCCAUCAUUUUUAUAUUUAUAGCAGAGAAUGCGACAGCAAGUUAUUUUCCUGUGUCCUGAGUGUUCGAAAUACCUAAAACACUGUUUUUGUUUUAAUUGUGCACAUUAAUUGAGAAAUAGAUGAAUCACAUGUAUUAUAUUGGAAAUACUCUAUAAUUAAUUUUGCUAGACGGAUGCAUGCUGUAAAUAAUAAAAACGCCUGCUCAUUGGAAUCAUAUUAACACUCUUACAUUGCAUCAGAGAAUUUACCAAAUAUGUAGAUAUAAGCUAUUUUAUGAUUACGGUUUAGUAUAUGUUAUUGUGUUGCUUUGAGGAGUCGUUACUGUGUGAAUGAAUGGAUUCUAAACGAGUUGAAUAUUAAACAUUUGAAAAGUGGAUCCGUUUGUAUUUAAGUUUGUAUUCAUUGAAUCUCACUGAUAGAGCUCUGUUUUGUAAAACUGUCAUGUCACGAUGAUUUUAUGUGCACCGCUAUUUGCAGCAUAUAUCUUGUAUUAAAAUAUUAUUUAAAAGA
Messenger RNA from Cyprinus carpio (common carp), 3287 nucleotides. RefSeq names its product guanylate cyclase soluble subunit beta-1. NCBI's taxonomy places the organism in Eukaryota, Metazoa, Chordata, Actinopteri, Cypriniformes, Cyprinidae. Gene Ontology annotation, cellular component: guanylate cyclase complex, soluble. Gene Ontology annotation, molecular function: guanylate cyclase activity; heme binding. Gene Ontology annotation, biological process: response to oxygen levels; cGMP biosynthetic process. The record is from RefSeq and is a predicted model, not a curated record.